Messenger RNA from Seminavis robusta, 24342 nucleotides. The record is from the annotation of a GenBank genome assembly. NCBI's taxonomy places the organism in Eukaryota, Bacillariophyta, Bacillariophyceae, Naviculales, Naviculaceae.
AUGGUGAAGAAGUCGUCCCAACCAUCCUUGUUACAGGCUGCAGGUAGAACCCGAGUAGGCGGCAUUCGAUUGGGUUCGUUCUCCACCUCGGGCACUGGAUCCUUUUCUAACGCCAACAACAGCAAGAACAGCAAGAAAGAUCCUCCCGAAAAGACACAUUUCCGACUUCCCAGUGGGGCAGGAGCGGCUCUAGGAUGUCAAAACCCAAAGUCUCCCAUGUCGUGUCUGACACCCGAGGGAGCAUACAACGAUAAUCUCUACUAUCAAGAUGUUGACGACCAAGUUCUCGUGGUCAAGCAAGACCCCGAAGAAGAGCGAGAUGCUGGUACCCCAGAAGAGCUACUAGUCCUCAAGGCAGAUGCUCCCGUCCGAGAUACCAUCGACAACAACAACAACCCAGAAGAAGAACGCCAAGAUUCCAACGACCCGCCCAUCUUCAAGUCUCCCCGCCACAUGUUGCACCGACGUGCGAGUGAUGCUGCUGUCGUUGCACCCAUGGCGAGUGGAUUCAGCGACGUCGAUGGGACACCCAAAAAGAUGAAGCACAUGGAGUUGAACGGUGGCAUUGCCUUCACGGCCCCAUCGCCCAUUACUCUGGACCGGGUCGUCCUGCAGGCCAGUCAGGAACAUGCCACGCCCAGCAAGAGUGCCUCGAACAGCACCGGGGAGGUUAGUAAGGAGCCCCCGAUUGUGGUGGAAAACAAUGACGAAGAAGGAACUCCGGCGAUUGAGAAACUUCUCACUCCCAAGGUUAUUGUCACCAAGGUCUCGGAACCCGAUUUGUCCGAAUCGCCCAAGAACGAUGAUACUGAUGACAACACUAAUAAUACCUCCACCAAUAAUAGUAGCAAGCCAGAGAAGGAUAAGACCAAGAAGAUUGCCUUUGACAAGGUCCGACGACUCUUGAACCGGAUGAAACCCAAGGAAGUCAAGGCCCUGGGAAAGCGUGGGAGCGGGAGUGCCGCCACCAGUGCUGAAGAUCAGGCAUCGUCCAAAAAGACAUCGUCUAAACAAUCGACCACAUCCAAGGGACAGUCCACAACGGCGUCAUCGGCAAAGGCAAGCAAGACAUCGCUGGCAUCCAAAAAGGCCGUCCUGUCGCAGGCGUCCUCCAAGAGAUCAGGGCUUGGAUUUGCAUCCAAGCUGGGCUCCAAACUUGGCUCGGUUACCAAAACUGGUUCGGUCGCCUCGUCCAAGAGUUCGUCGUCAUCCAAGGCGUCCGGUAUCAAAAAGGCGUCGUCCAAGGACUCGUCCAAAGUCGCCGCCGACGCGGCCACGAUGGCAGCCUCUCAGGCGGUGGAACAAGCCGCAUCGAAAUCAGGGUCAAUGCCAUUGUCAUUGGCCAAGCUCUCCUCCUCCAGAAAUUCAUCGUCCAAGGGGUCGUCCAGAGCCGCCACAAACGCCUCCAGGGGGCCCUCCUUGGCCGAUAUUUUGCAGGCAGAGGCGGAAAAUGAAGAAAACUCGGCAUUGAACAUGGAGGAUCCUGCUCACCCAGGAGACACAUUGAUGGAUCAUGACUACGAGGACGAGGAAGGACCCUUUGACCAAGAGCUCAAGAAAGAAUUGACCAAGGAGCUUAUCAUGGAUACAGCAAAGGAUACUGGAACCGACCUUGACGAUGGCGUUUUGGAAGAAAUAAUUUCGCAGGUGUCGUCCACGCGAGGAUCCUUGCAGAGCUCCAUUCACAAACUCAUUGAGGCGCAGUCACGGUCUGUAUCUACAUCGAUUGGAACCAAGUCAUCGGGAAGAGAUUUAGAAGAAAUGCCCACCUUGACUUCCUCCGAAAAGAGAGCCUCAUCUGACUUUUACCAGACGCUCUUAGCAAGGGCCAUGAAACUGAAGGGUUCCAAGGAUGGUGGAGUUUCCAGAUUGAGAAAGAUCUCCUCGGAUUCGUCGCCUUCGGUGUCGAGUAGCGCCAAGAAGGCAUCUUCCACCAAGUCUCCCGCAGCCUACUCAGCCAUGUCCAACCAGGACCAAUCCAGAAGCGCAAAAGUGAGCCAAGCAAGCGCAAAACUCUCGUCCUCUAGCCCGGCAAGUAACAACUCAAGCAGGAAGAGCGACGCUCUCAAGUCCACUACUCGCGGGACGCCUGCUGCCUCUCAGAAGUCUGGUGCCUCCGAGAAACAGGCAUCCGUGAAAUCGAAUCCUAUCCCAACCGAGAUUGGUGUUACCAGGAAGAUUGCUUCUAAGCCUGAGACACCAGCGGGAACGGUGUCUUCUAUCCCAAGAGAGGUCGUUGUCACGGAGAAACCUCCCUCGACAAAGGCCAAGAAGCGAACCAUUCGUGGCGACACCUCCCCGCAAGAUUCUUCGCAGCGUGACUCUGUGUGGGAAAAGCUUUGGGAGAAAUGGGAACCCUUUCGCAAAGAAGGCCAAGAUCCCCCACCAACGCAAAACGCUGCAUCCAAGCCGCCGAUUUUGAAACACAGAAACCAUGAAGACAAUCAGCACGACAAGAGAACGGAUCCUCCAGAAUCCGUCGUAGAUGUCCCGAUUGACGAAGAAGAACCCCUGGUUGAUGAUAGGCGUCGUGGUAGCAAAGUUUCAACAAAUAGUGAAGGUAUCAUUGUCAUUGAAGACAAUGAGAUUCUCUACGAUUUAGAGAGCCGAGAUGGCCCAAACUUUGGAGGUAGUGAAGACCAAAACAACCGUGGUCAAAAGAUUCAUAUUAUCUCUGAUCGAGAGCCAUACGGUCAGGAGAAACUCAGUGGCAAGAAGAAUCGCGGUCAAGAUAGGUAUAGCGCUGACGUCCAAGAAACUCGCGGACGCUCUCGACAGCCCAUAGUUUUCACAUCUUCGGACCUCGACGACAACGACAGAUCCGGGCGACGGUCGACUGGUAGUCGCAACUAUGAUGAUGCCACGUCAGAAGCUUCACCCGAGCCACUGUUAUUCGUCGCUUCUACGCUAGAGUCACUCGAACGCUUGAAGAGUACCGCCUCAUCAAUGGCAGAUUCAAAGAUAAGGUCUCGAUCUUUCUCACCAAAUAGAUCCCCUCGUUUCGUGGGUGGAAAGCCAGUGAGAAGAGCCAGUGGUGUUCCAUCAGAGCUUGAGUUCCCAAUGACGCCUAUCGACGUCGAAGACUCGAUCACCAUGACACAGCGCCUUAACAAGUACAAGAUUGGUGGAGGCAACCUAAGUGUUCCAGAACCCUCGACCACCAAACCGGAUCUUCCCGACGUCAUCCUUGUGGAACCCCCAGUGAAGUCCAAAGCAAAAACUUCAAAUGUACGAGACAAGCUUAAAAAGAAAGCCGAGCAAAUGGCAGAAAAGCACAAGGCGAAACAGGAACGAAAUCUGACCAUUCAAACGGUAGAAAAGCAUAACAAUGGUGACGACUAUGACGAUGAUGGGGAACUUUCGGGUCUUACCAAUUUCCCGAUUGCUGAGAUCAACGCCUUUCACAAAAAAGAGAGUGUUUCGGACCUUGACAAUUCCAUCCGAAACUUCCCUUUGCUCAACAUCAUGGAAGGGGGCACCAUCAAAACUGUUUCCGAACUUGAUCCUGGUCCAGAGGGAGAACCAAAGAGGCUCGACAGUGACAGUCACACUGGUUCGAUUUCUGGCCUUGUCGACCAUAUUGUUGUCGCAAAACCUGCAAAAGCCGACGAAGAAGAAGAUGAUGAUGUAGACAAAUAUGCGGCCAUGGAGGGUGGAGAGGAGGAAGAGGAGGAGGAGGAGGAGGAAGAAGAAGAAGAAGAAGAGCCAACAGGUACAGGAGAGAACCCGUUCGUUCUACACCAAGAUAUUGAUAUUGAACGUGACGCGGAAGGCGCCGCGCUUGCAGAUUCCAUUACUGAGUGGAGCAUUCAAGAGAUUGAAUCAGAGGAUACGGGCGCGGUGGCCGUAGAGGUGAUGCUAAGUGCAUGCAACCAAACACAGCUAGGUCAGAUGUUCCUGAAGAAUGUACCAAUGUCAUUGCAAAGGAAGAAAAAGGAGGGUGUCCAAACGGUGUUGAAACGAAUCAAUGAACAGGGUCAGAUGGUCGUCCUGAAGACACCCAUAGCAAAGGAAUCAGCGUUACCAUCGUCGUCUGACGAAAACGUAAGACGACCCUAUCCGAGCAAGCCCGUCCAAGCCACCCCUCGGAUUUCGAACAUUGGGAAGAAUCAAUUCGCUCGAGGCCGAAGCGACCCCAACGGUGCUGAUGGAACCGACAAGUACGCCAGAAAGAAAUCACGAAAGCAGGCCAGUGACUCCAUGGCUGACAUAACAGAUGCCUUUCUCAGCGAAAGGAACAAAGGGCUGCGUGAUGCCCCAAGUUUCGAUGAAAAAGAAUCUUUUAGCCGCAAGUCUAGUGAGUCACAUAAUAAGGCCGAAGUUGAGGUUGAAGCUGAAGACGGCAGUCGCAUGCCCAUAAGCGCUCUUGCGCGAGCACUAAACGCCGAACUAAACGCGGACGAUUCUUCGUCGGAAGGUGGAUUCUUGUCCGAAGCCGAAAACUUUGAACAGUUCAUCUCCAGCGGAGUCAACAUCGAUGAAAUCCUGGGCCUCGACAAGAGUUCAGAAGAGCGGAGCGACCGUGAAGGUGACGUUGAGUAUUCAGUGUCGGUGGAGAGCAGCAUUAUCAACCUGGUCGAGUAUGAAGACGACGAAGAAGACGACGCUACCGAGCAAGAACAGGAGCAGGAGGAUGAGGGCGACAUGACUGAUGGAAAGCGGUUGCUGUUGGAGGCAAAGCGGCUCGUGAUGAAGAGCCAUAUCAGCGAAUCCGAAAAGAAAGACCUGCUGGACACUCUCGCAAGAUUUGGACGAGCUCGUCUGUCAUUAAGCCCGGCUGCCAAGGCAGAGCUAGUGCGGGGUCUCAGCAACAUCAGCGAGGAUUUCAUUCCAGAUCUGAUUGACUUGACCGAUUUAGGCGAAAGCUUUAUGGAUCGGCCGAUGAGUGAUGUCCCACCUUUGAGCGAUGAGCCUAUUAUCAGUGAUGACCCACCGAUGAGUGAUGAGCCAAUGAGCGAAGACCAACCGAUUACUGAAUCCUCUGGUGUUGAGGACGUAACCUCAGUUUCCGAGGAAAGUGAACAACUCGAGAAGCAAAUGGAAGACUUGCGCCAACUUGCCGCGCAACACAAUGUCGAAAAUGUUGCAACCGAAGACUAUCCAAAACAACCUGUGAAAAGCCAAGACUCCCUUGAAACGUUGAUGGACUUGGCAGCCCAAUUGCUUCGAAUGAAAGGUGAUCAGGAGGGAACAACGGUAAAUGCACAAGAAGAACCCACCAGCGUGAAGCCGAAUACAGAGGUGGAAGACGGAUUGGUGAUCGUCCCCGGAGUUGACGUUCCGCAAUUCGAAGGAAAGAGCAAUGAAGAAGAAAGCUCCACCAAGUCAGCCGCCUCCAUUUCAGCGGCCGACUUAAACAGCAAACAGGUAGCCAACAUGGACGGGCACUUCUUAUCGAACACAGCAAUAAGCACGCUCUUGGAGCACGUGAUGCGACACGCUGGAGAAGAGACCCUUGAAACGGUGUGUCAAGCCACAACGGAUAACCUUGCAUGCGGGGGCCAGACUCUUCCUGAGGAGCCCACGCUCUCGAACACCAAAAAAAUGAUCGAGGAUGUUCAAAAAGAGAUUUCAGCCAUUAAGCCGGAUGAGAAAGAAACUCUUGAACGCCCUGGACCCCCUGGUAUACCCAUAACAUCGGAGUCGAUAGUGGCACAGGGUAUGUUACAAAAGGCAUCUAGGGAUCGCUCAAGUUCAAACGUCGAUUCGAGCAUUUCUUCUGGAGUUGUUCCGACACAAAAAGUGGAACUGGAUAUCUCCUAUCUCAAUCGCAAGAAGCAGCAGAAGCCAACAGGUGCAUUCGGUGCGCUCUGUGCCGUCACAGAGCACGCUUUUUGUGGACCACGUGUAAUACCACCAACUGAUCUGGAUUAUCAUCUCAACAUCAGCGAUGUUUCCAUGGCUGCCUCCCGUAUGGCGGUUGCUCCGAGAUCAGACAAAGCUCCUGGUGCUUUCUUUGGAGACGGCUCAGUGAGUGGGCUCAGUGGAGAAGAUGUCGAACGAAGGGUCGACGAAGUACUCAAAGCGAAGGAAACUUCAGCACAGUACCUGAAACCUGACCGUGAACAGGCGCCACCACAUCCUUUAUCUUCGCUUCCGUCGUUGAAUCUAACUAUGUUUGGUUCCUCGGCAUCGAGAACAAACACAGAGGGAGUUGAGAUCACAAACAGCCAAGCACAAAGGAUGAUAGCAGGUUCAGCACAAAUGAUGAUGAUGGCAGGUUCGCAAGGUGACGAAGGCCUUCCAGCUGUUCCGAGAAUGCGAUCGGACGAAAGUGAGUCCGCGUCGAAGGAAGAGCUGGUGGGCGAGCCGGUCGCAGAUGAAGAUUCCACGCUCCCCAGUGUUUCGCCUGAGCUCGAAGAGUCCAAGGUGAUGAGACUUACGGUAGAAACAGUUCCGAUUGAGAUUACGAGAACAAGGCGAAACAAUCGAAAGCCACCGAUCCCAGAUGACAUGAACCUCAAGCGUGUUUCUAAACCCAGUAACGCCAAGGGCCCAAGGCCAAAGCCACAGCCCGAAGUGCGCUUGAAGGGGCCGAAGACGGCAAAGACACCGAAGGCAGGACAAACUAUGGAAUCGUCGCCAGCUCCAAGGAGUGCAGGCAAAGAGGCCCCUGUCGGUACAGAGAUCGCCCGAGCCAUGGGUAAGGGUCUGGAACCAGAAGCAUCAGAAGCAUCAGAAUAUCACGACGAUGAUUUCGAGGGAGUUACCAAAAAUGACACGGAGGUCUUCGCAGCCAUCAUGCGGCGUUCGCAAAAAGAGAGAAGCGGACUUGAGCCUGAUGCACCCAAGUGUGGACUGGACGACAUUAGUCAACUCACGGCAUGUGAUUCCAUUUUAGCGGACAGUGAUGGGUCUCACAUGACCGAAUCCAUAAGUGGCGGCACCAGGUCGAGCCAGCGCUUAAGCAUUGCCAACAGCAGUAAUUCCAUGGCUGGAAGCGAUGGAUCCGGCCAAUCAGAUGGAGAUCACUUCCAGCAGAAUUAUAUGGAAGACGAAGAAUAUCCUUCGGCAGAAGACGAUGACGACGACGCACCGUUUGCUGAAGGAGAUGAGGAGCCUUCAGCCGAAGAUGAGGAGCCUUCGGGUGACACUGUGGACCAGUACGUUAUUGUCGAUGGGCAGAAACACUAUGUACGAGAAGGCGAAGAUGGAAAUUACGUGGCCAAAAACUACAGGGCUGCUGGAGGGGGCUUUGAAGAAUCCGAGGAAGAUGAAUCGGAUCAAUUUGAUUUGCGAGGUCCAGGUGGACCAUUGGAGCAAGAAGAAGAGGUAUCUUCGGAUUACGAAAGUCGAGAGAACGGUCACUACGACCUUACCAACGAAGGAGAAGUCUACGGUGGUGAUGGCGGGUCCCUCCAAGACGACGACCAAGAAGGCAUUGCAGCCACAGAGAGCCAAGACAAGAAGUCGCAGACUAGUCUGGGUAUCGUUGCGGUGCACAGCGGGGAUCGAAGUCAACGAAGUCAACGGAGCAAGAGUUCACGUCAGUCGCAACAACGAGAUCAGAACGCGCGCUUUCUGGACGACCAGACAAACAAAUCCUCGGGUCAAGACGGCGGCAUACCCAGCGCAAACAAAGUGGUAUUGGGAGCUGACGAUUUGGAACGAAGCAGCACCGCGUCACAGCGAAGCAAUGCUAUCGACCAAUCCAAGGACCAGUCCAAGGAAUCGAACUCUUUGGUCUCGUACGAAGAUGAAGGCUCGGCGGCCAAGGAGCGAUUAAAUGCUCCCAAGCAAAACCAAUCCAAAGACUCGAACUCGUUGGUCGCAUCCGACGACGAUUUGUCCAUGGUUGGUAUGGAUCCCGAAUACGAAGAAAACUUGUCCUUGAGAAUGGAACCAUCAGGGGCCUUGGCAGAAACGAUUUUCCAAGCUUACAGCAACGUUGAAUCUGUUGCUUCUUAUCUCUCUGCAAAUUUCUCCGAGAAUCCCAGCCCAUCGAACUUGUAUGCUGGUUCUGGAUCCUAUCAUUCCUUGACGGUGGGGUCCAUAAAAUCCGCCAGGUCCAUUCGAAGCGAAUCAGGUGGCCAGGGACAAGCUGAAGUCAAGCCCGCCGCCUCAUCGCAUAGUUUGUCAGCUCGGCGUGGAAAGAUCCCUGUGAUUGAAGAGAAGGCCAGUGAUCCAACGAGUACUGAUGACUACUCCAAUCAGUCGCAACAGUACCUUUCUGUGAUUGACUUUCACCAACCGGUCCAGCUGAACUAUUUCAAUUCAAUCGGGCACGGAAACAAUGCUGCAGUAAAGCCGAUCGCUUCGGCACAUGGAUUGUCGUCUCAACAGGGUACGAGACCGGAGAUUGAAGCCAAGCCAAGUGAAGCUUCAAGUUCUAAUUCUUCUGGUAUUGUUGGGGACAGCCAACAAGCCCCGGUGCGGACCUUGCAGUCGGUUGCCUUGGCUCGUAGCUUGUCAGCCCAACGCCGGCAGCAGAACUUGUUUCAAGACCAAUUUGAGGGUCCCACAGAUACUGAUUCAUCUGGUCUUGUGAGUGCAACCAGAGGCAUACGGGAGGAUUCAUUGGACCACGAAGCCAACGUUGAAAGCAACGAAACCGAUUCAUCGGGGGUUGUAAGUACUACUCCUUUUGUGCUAUCAGUUAGAUCGAGAGAGCAUGUCGACAAUCGGAGCGCGCAAAUGCAAGUCGAAGAGACACUGGUCGAAUCGGCAAGAGUAAGUGUCAGUAGUGAGGCAUCAAGAGAUCUACACAGGUCAGAAGUUCUCGAGACAAGUAGUUCGUUGAAAGAGAUGGCGCAAACAUUUAUUGUUCAGACAACUUCAUCUGGGACUACAGCGAUGGAGCCAUCCAUGGAAAUUCAGCGAGCAGCAACGCUGAAUGGUUCGUCGGACGGAAGCGAUUUGGAGACUCAAGGCGGCGACAAUCUGGAAAUGCAGCAGUUGUCCCACCUUCGCGCCCCCUCGGGGAGUACCGCGACGGCCUUGGAUGCGUCAACAUCGGACACAGCAGGAAAAUUCUCUGCAGAGGACGAAACAAGGAAAGACGGUUCAAACAUCCUGUCAGCUUCAACAAGCAUGUCAUUGCAACACGACAUUUACUCGUACGAUUUCAAGAAGAACUCGAUUCUUGAGAGCAAAGACACUUAUGAUUUUAAGCAGAACUCGAUUCUUGAAAGCAAGGACACAGACCCGGGCGGUUUGAGGAAAAACUCAAUGCUCACUAGCAGAUCGGAAGCAAUGGGAUCUACUACUUUGAACAUACCGUCUGAUGUGGAGGAAGAUGACGAUGCUGAUGAACACAUCGACGCGUUCCACACGGGACCGACUGACUUCAUAAUUUCAGCCCAGAGCAACGAACACGAUCCAUCCAUUGUCCUUGCAGAUGCUGACUUCACCCAGCCGCAGGAAAUCAUCUUCUGUGAAAGUUCCAUGGAUAGCGAGGCCAACUCUGCAGCUGUCCGGGGUCAAGACUUUCAGAGACCCAGUACUCACACCGUCGUUUCGUGCCCAGAAAUGCAUAACCCCAUGGAUGGAGCAUCCAUGGACGCCAUUGAGCACACUAGUGCUCCAACUGAAGUGUUCGGAGACCAUCCAUAUAGUGACCAAUCAACGCUGGGGUCAGAGGGCGUUUCAACAGUUCCCAGCAAAUCGGAACCGGGAAUGCAGGUACGGCCAGCCCCAAGUGUUGGAGCAUUGCCAGUUCAAGAUUCUUCUAGCACCCGUCCUAUUUCGCCGUUUAAUGCCUUGUUGAGUCUUGUUACCGGCUCUGGUGUCCGUGAACAACCCAUUACCGUUGAUCAGGGUGUCUCUCCUCAAGCCGGAGCACCAGUGUUUACGGAAGGUGACUACAACAUGAUCAGUUCGUUGAUGGGUGAUGUCGCUGAAGAUCCGCCGAGUGAUACAAAGGUCCGACCAAUCAUGACGGCCGAGACUUCCAGCUUGACACGCCAGCCUUCAAUAGCGUCAAAGGAGUUCUUGUUCCAGCGGGGAGAUCAAAGCGCAUUAGUUCAAUCAUACGUGUCAUCUCAGCAAACAGGCUCGGCUGUGUCUUCCAGACAACCAGUCGACCCACCGACCCUCCUGGCAGAAUCGGCCUCAGCAAGUUUAGACCACCUUACUCAGCCAAUUGAUUUGUCUGGUAUCGAGUCGUGGUCACCUUCUCUUGCUGCAUCGUUCAAAAGCGAAGAACAUGCAUCAACCGUGAAUUCGGCAGAGCGCUCAAAUGGAACUUCUGGAAAGGAAACCAGCGUUGGUGAUUCUGCAAGACAGCCAAGCAAAAGCGAAUUCCAUGAAACUGCUGAAGCUUCCCAACAGUCGAGCUCUGGGUCUGGUGUCUUUUCACCUUCUCUUGCUGCGUCAGUCAAAAGCAAGGAGCGUGCUGCAGAUGUGGCUUCUGAGAAGUUGUCAAGCGCAGGUUCUGCAAAACGCUCGAUUGGAACCUCUGGAAAGGAAGCCAGCGUUAGUGAUUCUGCAAGACAGCCAAGCAAAAGUGAAUUCCAUGCAACUGCUGAAGCCUCCGAACAGUCGAGCUCCGCUUCUGCAAAUCAGUGGAGCAAGCACUCCGGAAAGGUGUCAAGUGAUUCUAUGAGGCAGUCGAGCGAAGAGGAAGACACCACUGAAGAUCAAGAGCAGCGAUCGAGCCCAGAUUCUGAGAAAAAUCAGUCUUCAAGUGAACAUUCCAAGCAGUCGGCACAACCUUCGACCCAGUCUCACAGUCACGAAUCAAAUGAACUUUUAGAUUCCCUACAAAUUCCAGAGCUCCCAAUGUCCUCAUCCCAGGCGGCAAGUGAUGCAGUACCAUACGACUUGUCGAUGAAUGCCGAUGAGUCCCUGAGAACGGCAGGAAGUUCUACAGAGCGGCGAACAGAGGGCAGAAGCACCACCGAUGGCAGAAGCACCACCGAAGGUAGAAGCACCACCGAGGGUAGAAGCACCGCCGAUGGCAGAAGCACUGAUUUUGAAUCAAAAACGACCUUGACUGCCCUGAAGGCUCCAAUGCCGGCAGACGAUGAGUCUAAGAAUACUCGUUCUCGUCGUAAACCAUGGAGUCCAACAGACGAUUCAGAGUCAAAGAAAACAAUCACAUCCCUGAAACCUCCCAUGCCAGCUUUUUCCCCACUGUCACUGGAGCGUCCCCGUAACGCUGGGACAGAGUCCCUUAAUGAUGAGUUGCAGUCGCCUCCCCUGAUGCCUUCAGAUAGCAUAGGCUUUGAGUCCAAGGAAGUGAACUUGUCGAAACUUUGGACUGCGGAUGAGAGCACAGGAUCCGUUUCAUCUGACUCCAUCACAGCCUCCAGGACAAGCGUAACAUCAGCUCUAAUGAGGCCUCCUGUGCCCGCCAUGUCGCCACAAUCACAGCAACAACAGAGGGAACCAUCUGCCUCAAAGUCCAAGACGACUUCUUCAUCUAUUCUUAAGCCACUAAUGCCGCCACUGUCGCCACAGUCACUUGGUCAACAAACCAAGGAACCAAAAGAGCAUAGUGUUGGCAAAGAGUCGAACGGGGUGAGACUAUCAAGCUUUUUGGAACUGGACAAGGGCAAGGCCUCUGCACCGCCCGCCGUAAGCACCGACGGAGCGUCGAAAACGACAAUGACGUCUCUUCUGAAACCUCCAGUCCCUACUGAAUCGCCUCAGUCGAUUGAAAGGAAGUGGAGAAAAGCCACUGAGCUAGCCAAAGGUGCAGCCAAGAUUCCCGAAUCGCCAUCGGGUAGUGUUGGCCUUGAUUCAAGAGAAGUGAGGCUGACGACCGCAGAGAAGAGCUCGCAUCAUGAUGCGUCAGAAUCAUGGACGACACUGAGUGUUCUGAGAGUGCCCAGACCUGCGGCAUCGCCAAACUCUUUCAUUGACGAGAGGCGGACGGCAAACGACGAAAGCGUGGGUUCAAAGGAUGAUAGAACGAAAGAAACUCUUUCCAUGAAUGGUUCUGCAAGCUUAUUAGAAAUUCAGUCAAAGGAAGUGAGGCUGUCGAGUUUUAUGGACGGUACUCUUUGUUCGUCCAGGCAGGAAGUUUCAGACUCUCCAGGCAGUUCCGCCAACACUGGUUCUGCUUCAAGUAGUCAGUCGCUUGCACAAUCACAAGGUAUCAAAAACGAUUCGUUACACCAUUCCACUGCACCAAAAUCGGCUCCUCCCAAAGUAUCGUCAACUUCGUUAAGUCAACACCUCGCCCGCGACCGAGAGAGUCGCAGCACCCAUGAGUCGUUUCAUACCGUUGAGUCGGCAAAAACUGAGGAGACCUCAAACUUGGCUAGCCAGGAAAGAACAAAGGACACUCAUUCGUCUCAUACCGACCAAUCCAAGCUUGAGAUUUUCACAAUGACAGAAUGGCUCGAUUUUCAAAACGAAGGGACGGAAGUGUUCUUGAAGGCCGAAACUGAAUCGGACACACAGAGCAUAUCAAAUGAAUCAGACGAAAGCAACCAAAGGGCCAAACCAGACAACGACAAUCACUCUCUCGACAUGAGUUUAUCGCACAGCGAUUCCGAUGACGGAGUGCUGGAGGUGGAUCCUGGCGCGAAGGUUGGAUCGUUGGAAGCUGCAGAAACGGUUGACCCUAUUUUCGGAGCAGAGUCUUUUAUGACCCAGGGCAAGAAUUCAAAAGCCCCGGCAUCCAAGAGCCUUUGUGAUAUCGACAAACGGCCUCGUGGGCCAAGUUUGAAUGCCAUUCAAUGUGGACAAGAUUCCAAAGAGUUGAAGAACGAUCAGUCCGUUGCUAUUGCAGCUAUAAACGGCUCGGCCGCCAGAAUUGAGGCGAAAGCGCAAACGUCUGUUUCCUCGUCAUCAAGACACCAGAGUGGCUCAAGUCAGUCACUCGCUGAAUUCAAUGCUCUCACUGCAAAACCUACUCGAGGACCGCACUCUCAAACAUCUUCUGUGGUUGAGACAACGAAAGUGCAAGCGAAAGGUCUUUGCAGCAUGAGUCCUUGUAUAGGAGGCGGGCCGAAAGCGUUGGAAGCAGAUCACUCUACUCCAGACGACUUUCAGAUGAUCGCAGAAUCUGAAGACCGAAAUGCCGAAGGCAGCGAUUUCUUCAAAGAGCUCCCUGAUCGUAGCGAGGACGAGAAAAAGGUCCCAGAGCCUUCAACAGUUGCGAAACAGAUCGAUGAAUCAAUGCCAACCAGAGAGCAGCAGCAGGCGGACUCAGCAUCAAUGCUAACUCGCGAACAAGAACUUGAGCUCUUGAAGGAGAUGAGACAAAAGACUGUUAUGAAUGUUGGCAGCGAUUCAUCCAUAUCUCAAUGCAGCUCUAACCAGUCGCUGUCCUUGAAGUCGCCAUCGACGUUGGAGGAAACAGAAGCCAUGGAAAUGAACGCAGGCACAGACGCCGAAGGCGGAGACAGAGAUGGCGCUGAUGCUCUGAUACCACAAGACUCGAAAGAGUCGUCAAAGUCAAGUGGUUCACGACCAAUCGUUCGUCCUCUUUCUACUAGUUCUGAGAGGAGUGACGGGCCUAAUGAUGUCGCCACCAACGCCAUGACAACGUCCACUUUACCCGUUUCAACACUCAAUACAUCGGGAGAUGAAGCGAUUGAAGCCAAACGUAGUGCAGACAAUUCUUUCAAGUCUACAGAAGAUGUGAUAUCCCAGAAGUCCAAAGAACGUGUCCCCAUAGAAGAAGCCACGGCCCCGCAUGAGUGGCGAAACACUGCGGCGUCUCACAAAUCUGAAGCUUCCAUGAAGUCGUCAGCAGCACGUACACCUUCAGAGAAAGAUGGGAUAUACAGCGUCGAGCUCAAAAGCGAUGUUAUGUCGGGCCAUCUUGCUAGCGCGGACACUGAAUACCAAGAUAUCUCAGUGUCACACAGAUACGGCGAUCCACCACCGGGGUCAAAAAAGGAGCCUAUGGAUCCCCCCAACGAUUUGUCUCCUGUGGCUAGGAAUGACGCGACAGAACAGGAACAUCACUCUGGAAGUUCCGUCGCAGACGAAACGUUAACUCUAACACCCGCGAAUUCGAUUCUAGACACAGAUCUCAAGUUUGAAAGUCCCGCAAUCGCCACCGCCAAAGCUGAUUCGGAAACAGAAUUCGGGGUCGGAGCAGACCUCCAUGAUGGCACUCCGACGUACAACCAGUCCGAACCAAACCAGAAAGAAAGUGGGGAGUCUCCUGCAGAAUCGAACAUCUCUGAAGUAUCUCCAAGUACAAACACUGAUGACGAAGGACUGGCCUUUCACACACCACACGCGACAAGUUUUGCGUCUGAAAACGUCAGAGACAAAAUCAUUGACAUUCACUCGUCGAAGGGAUCCUCGCGCCGGGGAAGUGUCCAAAGAGGAGACGUCGUCCCCGAGGAUUCACCUCAACUUAGCUACAUAUCUGAUGAUUAUAUUUCUGACUACUGCGACAGUACGCUCCCAACUCGUGGUGACGACCCUUUCAUUUCAAACGACCAAAAUUUAAUCACACCACGCCCAGACCCAGAGGAACAAUUACCCGAUGAAGCCUCGAUGCCGAUGCAUCCUCCAAAAAGUAUUCAAGCCCCAAGCAGUGUUUUGGAGACCAUUGCUGGUCAAGGCGAACAAAACGGAGAGGAAGCGGAUAAGAACGUGGCAAGGAGCUCCCAAGUGUCUAGAAGUACACUCGGUAGCAAGUCUAAUAAACCUGCAGGAGGCUUUGUCCAAGCUGAUACAGGGAGCUCCAAAAAUCUGAAAUCUGCAGGAAGCGUACCAAGUGAAACUGGUAGUGCCCACUACGUUGGACGGAGCUCCCAAGUGUCCAGAAGUACACUCGGGAGUAAGUCCAACAAAAAGGUUGGAGAAUUUGUUGAAGCCGAUACAGGGAGCUUCAAAAAUCUGAAAACUGCAGGAAGCGUGCCGAGUAAAACUGGUAGUGUCCACUAUGAUUUGGAACCGAAAGAGACCGAACCCACUCUCUUGGCACUUGAAACAUACAGCUACAAUAACUAUACAAGGCAGUCUCAAGGGACAACCUCUACAUUGGGCAGCAACAAAUCCGGGAUCCUUCACAGUUUGGAACAAGAAAUCAGAGAGUCCAACCUUGCGGCACCUCUUACUGGCAACUCCAACGAUCUUGCAAGUACUAGGGACUCACUAGUAACAGGAAGUACAAUAGGUAGCAAAUCUGGUGCCCAGAAAGAGUUUCUAAAGGAAACAGCACCAGGUCUUUUAGAUGCUGAUGCACCAAUUCCUGGCAAAGGCAUGAUGGAGCGAUUUGCAUCUGCCAGAGAUUCAAUGGAAGGAGAAUCAUCAUCGUCAUCGGGGGGAGUAGACCAAUCACUCUUGCUCCAAGGUUCUAAUGAUUCUGGAGGGCUACUCCUUUCUGUCACGCGGUCGGAUUACGAGGACGAUCGUGAAACGCCAAUGUUUUCUGAGAGCGAAACAGGUUAUGAUCAAGACGCAUACAAUGGUGGCUCCGAACAAGAGAACUCGUCAUAUUCAUCAAGUGGCGAAUCCAAACAAUAUGACUCCACUGACGAUCUGCUGCGGAUGCCUCUUCCACAUCGAGAUAGCUCCGUCUUUGAUGCGACGAGUAUUGCCAGCUCGAGCAAGCGGCAGAGUGCGGCAGAAUCAAGUAGCAGCAACGCAUCUGCGCUUCAAGGAAACAGACCUGCUUCAGCUUCUUCUGGUGAGGAAGUUAUCGUUGUUAGUGAAAGUCAAACGCAACCUAGGUCUUCAGCAUCUGGCUCUAACGAAGAAAUAGUCGGUGGUCAAGGAACGACGUCGGAGGAAUACCUGUCAACCAUCCCUGAGCUUGAGUUGAAUAGCGCCAGUUCUCGAGAAGUCAACCAACUGGUUAAGAAUGCACAAGAAAAUCGGAAGACCGCAGUUAACCUUGUGGCGGCAAACAGCAGAGCAUCUGGCCAGUCACUGGAUGCCUCCAAUAGUGACCGAUUCCCAACAAGGCUAUCGACAAAGGAACUGAUUCGGUUGUACACUGAAAGCGGUUCAGUGGAGUCCAGAUCCAUAUCAAGAUCCUAUUCAAAUACAUCGCAAAGCCCUUCUGGAAGGACUUCUUCGAUGGCCGACUCGUAUCACAACCGCCCGUCCAAUCCCACCAACACCAGCACUUCUACAAGUUUCGACUUUGAGAAAUCAGGGGGCUACAAUGCUCGAUACUCGGCAUCUUCAAAUGGGAUGGUGUCUUCUGGGGUGUCCAGAAGUCAAGUGGGGCCUGAUUUUGGAGCUGUGUCUGCUUCAGGCAUCUCUCACAGCAGCCAAACACAUAGCACUGGCAACUUAUCAUAUGGUGCACAAACAUCUCCGAAUUUGAAGAAAGAAGCACUUGAUGCGCCAGCGUACGCAGGAGAUCCAUUGCAGGUUUACUUGGCCAGACCUCAGCUGAAUAAUGGUGGGGCCGGUCCAGAUGCUCAAGAUGCAGUGUCAUUGGUAGACAGAACAAUGACAUUGACGAAUGAGGUGUCCACCAGAUCUAUCCAUUCAGCACCAGAAUUGCACACUGGGUCGGCCAUAGAUCAACUCAACUCAAACCAAGAGAAACGAAUUGAUAUUGACUUAGUUUCCUAUGGCUCGACCUAUUCGACCCCAGCCCCUGCCCCAAUCCCAGCCACUAAUAGAGCCACUAAUCCAGCAGAGCACCAGACAGCAAUGGGUACUGAGGAGGAUGUCAUUUCUCGUCCUUCUUGGGAUGUAGGAAUGAAUAUCUCCAGUGCUGGAUCACCAUCUUGGGCUGAGCUUACAGAGGCAAGUAAAAGUGUGUUCUCUUCUAUGGCAAGAACAAACAAAACGACACAAGAAAGAGUAGGCACUGGCCCAGGCACCUCAGGAGUUUCAUUAGCUGCACACAUUACUACAAUGAAAUCACCAGCUGGAGCAAGAUCAGUUCAAUCAGCACCAGCAACAAGCUCGGCUCGGCCAAACUUAGCAAUGGGUGGGCAUUCUGAGGACCAAGCGUCCUACGAUAGUGGCAUUGCUGAGGCGGAUACAACAUCGGAGUCUACUUCCAAGUCAGUUUCAAACAUGACCUUUGCAGAAAGAUCUACCACCGCAGCUACUACCACAGGGAUGUCUAUACUUGGUCGUGAGAGAGUAUUGCAUUCAGCUGCAGCCACAACAAGGUCAGUCCAUUCUGCCCCAGGACCAAAUUUGACUCAGUCUUACACCGAGGCAGUUGCUGCAGAAGCCACCAAAUCUCCUUCAACAGAAACCCAUAAGUCUCUUCCAAUGUGGGAUGAAAUGUCAAAAAACUCCGAGAGUGAGAGUGCUGGAAGACAGUCAGUUGCUGCUGAAACAACAAAGAAUCAUGGUGUGACAAAAAACUCUAGAAUUGAGAGUGCUGGAACACCAUCCUGGAAUGAACUUGAAAUCUCCAAGAGUGAGAGUGCUGGAAGACAGUCAGUUGCCGCUGAAACAACAAAGACUCAUCCCACGUGGGAUGAUUUGACAAAAAUCUCCAGAAAGGACAGUGCUGGAACACCAUCUUGGACUGAACUUACUGUAGAAAGCAAGAAUGUCUUCUCCGCUGUUGUGAAGCCAACACAAGAUCGAAAGCUUGAUGAUAUCUAUGGAUUGCUCAACAAGGAAGAGAAGGCACAGACACUAAGCCCAACUGGAUCCAACAGAAAUCUUCAAGAUGGUAGGGUGAUUCGUUCCAAAGGCUCCAUUGGUGAAACAAAAGUCAUCAUGGGUCCAGUCAUCCCUUCAGCGACACACCAAACAGAAGCCACAAGGCUUGGCAGUGAUGAUGCUUCAUAUGGCACAAGAGACAGCUCUGAUGACCCCUUGCCACUCAGCUUUUUGAAUGAAUCCAGGUCAUUUGCCUCAAUACCAUCCAAAAGGAGAAUCAAUCAUUCAUCAACGGCUGAUGAUGAUAAAUCCACCGAGACUGAAGUAACCAGAGGCGGUUCUAGCCGCCUCAACAUAGCAGGAACGGCUGCUGCAGAAAAAGCUGCUGAAACAUCAACAAAGAGUGACUCAAGGACAGCUGCUUCUAGCAUUCACAACACGAUGACACCCGCUGCAGAAACACAAACACAAGUGGAGAAAACUCCAUCACUUGGUGCUCAUUCAGCCCCAGAUGCAGGUGCUGAAGAACGGUUUGUGAGAAAUUAUCUUAGAUCACCUGGAUCAAUGCCAGAAAUGCAGCACAGAACUCAUGUGCCAACAGGUCAAGAUGCUUCUAACUACACAGUUUACUCAUACAGUGUUCAGUCAGUCCCAGGCCCUUCAAAUUACAGUAUGAGGAAUGAUACAAGAUCAGUUGUUUCCACACCUGUAGCCAAUCAGGGCGUUGCUAUGGCAACUGGAAUGACUGCCAUAAAACAGCCUUCAAACUACCCAAUGCCAGGAGUAGAAAAGUUGGACACAAAGGAGUCAUCGCAGUUUGAAGGGACAUCCAGCUACUCAUACAGUAUUCAAACAUUCCCAGGUGCUGAAGACUACAAAGAGAGGAGAGAUGCAAGGUCCUUUGCAUCAAUGCCAACAGUAAUGCAUGAAAGUGCUCACCACUUGGGUGCUUCAGUUUCCAUGUCACAGUCUGAAAGGAAUCCAAACUUUUCAAACAGCACUCCGAUAGGCCCUGCAAAUGUGGGAAACUCAUUGAGGAAUGAUACAACACCAAUUGUGUCAACACCAGUAGUACAGCAGAGUACAUGGGACUCCGCAAAUAUGUUCCAAAAGAGUUCCAACUACUCAUACAGUGCACAAACAGCUCCCGAGCUUGUUGAGAAUAGGGAGAGGAAGGACACAAGAUCUGUUGCAUCACUGCCAGCAUUCUACCAAGGAGCUGGUUUCACAGCUGAUCCAAAAGUGGAAUCAGGCAAGCACUUCUCAUACAAUGCACCCUCAGCCCCUGGUUCUAGCAUCAAUGUGAUGCAGCAGAAUACGCACAGUCCAGCCAUACCAGUUGCUGCAAUGACACAAUCAGAGACAAUUCCCACCAGUGCUCAAUCAGUCCCUGAAACUGGAGGCGGGCACAUUUUUGUUGGUAAUGACUCUAGAUCAAUUGCAACAAUGCCAGCAUACCAUCAAGGUGCAGCGGUGCAACAAUCAGACAAGAACAUCUCAUAUGACGCUCCCUUGGCCACUGGUUCUAGUAUGAAUGUGAUGCAGCAGAAUACGCACAGUCCAACCUUCCCAGAAAUGACACAAGCAAAUACAAUUCCCACAAGUGCUCAAUCAUUCCCUGAAACUGGAGGUGGGCACAUUUUUGUUGGUAAUGACUCUAGAUCAAUUGCAACAAUGCCAGCAUACCAUCAAGGUGCAGUGGUGCAACAAUCAGACAAGAACAGCUCAUACAAUGCACCCUCUGCCACUGGUUCUAGUAUGAACGUAGUGCAGCAGAAUACCCAAAGUCCAACCAUCCCAGUUGCGGCUGUGUCACAAGCAGAGAGAAUUCCCACCAGUGCUCAACCAGUCCCUGAAUCGGGAGGUGGGAAUGACUCUAGAUCAGCAGCAUCAAUGCCAGCAAUGCAGCAGUCCACGAGACAGCCUGACAGACACCCCAACUACUUCUCAUACAGUGCUAGUGCCCACUCAGCUCCUGGAACUGCUGGGGGUGCAGACAGUUUUGUGGGUAUUGACUCAAGAUCAGUUGCAACAAUGCCAGCAAUGUAUCAGGGCACCCAAGUUCCAAAUGCCACUGCCAUGGCACCCCACAAUCUAGAAAAACGCUCAAACUAUUCAUUCAGAGCUCAAACAGACGCUGGAACCACAGAACCAGCUGUUUUGAGGGAUACAAUUUCAGGUACAGCAGUGCCAACGCAACGAAAUGAUGUGACUCACCUUGGCGUUUAUAGCGUUAGUAAUCAAUACAGCAGCAUGACAUCAGGCACUAUUGAAGGUUUCUCAGAAGGAUCAAACAGGCGUCAAGUGCUGCCGAUGAGUGACAGCGACAGAGCAUUCCUUCACGAUUUUAGCCCUUUUGCAGCAUCUGGCACUGUAGGAGCACCAAUCGUGGCUGACUCCAGGUCUGUGGUUUCGAUGCCCGUAAUGCGGGAUGGUCUAACUAUGACCGAGCAGGAUGAUACCUCUCGACCCCAAAAAAGUCCCAGAGGAGCACAACCCGGGGGCCCGAUCAUAAACGUUAUGAAAGAUGCAAGGUCUAUCGCAUCAAUGCCACCAUUGACAGAAGGUGGUUUGGACAGAAUGCCAGUUGUACAAGGAGCUGGUGCCGACGGAGAGCCUCUUGCUCGCAACAAAUAUGAUGCGAAGUCCGUGGGAUCUGCGUCAAAAGAGUCAACAACGAUGACGCCAACCAUGACAGAGACAGACCAGCCGUCUACAGAUGCAGUGGGUAUGCGAAACGAUGCGGCAUUGGCGAUGACAAAGGGUGGGCGUCCCACGGUCGUGACGGCGUCCAUGUCGAUCACAGACAAAGGCACCUUUUUACAGAAGGGCCCUGCUUCUGAGGCACGAACACCCGGCAGUAAGUCAGGGGGUUAUAACAUGAAAUCACUCGACUCAGACUCGUUUGGCUCGGCAUCAUCUACGCGGAAGGGCGCCCACGCCACCAUUGCUACAGAACCAAUGACGGAAACAGAUCAACCAUCCCUUCCUCGAUAUACUUACGACGGGAGGUCGAUUGGGUCGGGACCUGGUGCUUCUACUGGUAUGCAAGGAGUGUCAGGGCCAACACAAAAUUCCAAUGCCACAGAACAGUCAGAAAAAGGAACGAAACUUGAAACGCAUGUUGCAUCACAUAACGCAGGAAACAAGUACGAUACCGGAGGAGCCUCCAGAAUCGAAGAGAAAAACAGGUCUUUGUCCGUGGGCUCAUCGAUGAAUGAACCGAUCGACCUUCUUGGACCCGACGAAGAGUUGAAGUCGGCUCGUCAAGCUUCUGUGGGGUCAACCUCUCGUCGUGGACCCGUGUCUGGCAGCAUUUCCAAUACUUCAUCUGAUGAUGAUGUGAUCUCUUUGGGAAAAUUCAAAGUCGAGAUAACUCCUGUGCAAGACCACGACGGUAGCUCGGAGGGAAUGCUUUCAAAUCAACCCGACUUCGCUUCGAAGGGCAGCAGCGGACUGGCUUCCGUAUCGAGGGCAGAAAGCAACUUCCAAGAAGGAGUAGAACAAACAGCAGAACGGAGUGCGAGCUUCAGUGAGAUUGAGAUAAAACCACCAAUUCCAAAAUCCGAGCCAGAACUGUUACCAACCUCGUCAUCCAAGCUCUCCAAGAGCUCGAAGGGGGUUGAAGCUAUGUGGAUGGAUACAGAAUCGGGACGACAUGUCAUUUCCACGGAUGUCGCAUCGGCCAGCAACAACGUUAUCAGACAUGUUAGGAGUGGUGAGACCAGUUCGUGGUUGAAUGCUUCGGAGCUUGGAGAGGGCUCAACGGCUGCUGGUUCAGCGGGAAAUGGCUUCAAGAGGACUGAGUCGAGUUCAUGGCUGAUGUCUGAUUCGACAGACGAAGAGAAGAGAGACACAUCUUCCAACAAUAUCGACGGUGGAGUGGCCAAAGCAAGUUCGCCAGAAACACACCAACAAUCGCGACGCCCAUCCGAAACCUCACUCUCUACCAGAAAGCAGGGACCGGUUAAACACGGAGAAGCACCCUUCGACGACAAGCUUAAUCAUCAGGCCAACCAACCCAUCGCCGAUGUUUCGCUCGAGGUGGAUCGGGACGUCUACCAAGAUCAAGUUAGGCCACCGAAGUUGUUUGUGUCGCCUCAAAGCAGCAGCGACGAGGACGCAAGCAGGCAAUCUGAUGCAGCGUCUGCCAACAGCACCUAUUCGAAAUCGACAGAAGAAAUCGUCAACGAUGCAACACUUCGGAAUCUUGCAACGACCGGGGACGCUUCAGCGACAAGAGAUUUUGUUUCCCAGAUAAUCAAUGACCAGCAAAUCCAACAGUUCGCUUCCACCAACGCGGAUUCCAGUGUGGGCACUAAUGAAGAGGCUCAGAUGCACGAAGCUCUAAGUCUGUGCUACUCACCACCUGAUGAUGAUGAAGAUAGCUUUGCUACUACGACAGAAGCUGAGCUGACCGACGCAGAGUAUAAUAUGCUAUCCACGCAGCCGUCGAUCCCCUUGCGCGAAACUAUUUCUUUGGACCACGAUGGAAAAGACCAAGUUGCUUCAUUGCCUCAACCCCCAGAGUCCGACAAGGUUAAACAACCGCCAAAAAGCACCCAGAAUCCUUCUGAAGGCAAGACAACGACGGGCGAAGGAAGUACGGAGAGAACAACCACCUCAAUCCCGCUCCCUCCAAUCCGUACUAGUGACAAAAUGUCGGUAGAAAGAGAAAAAUCGCUGGCCCAGGGCAGCUUUGAAGUACAGAUCAUCGAUGCUGCAAAGUCGUCUACAGAGGGUUCGUCGCGAAACCAUUCUAACGAACGAAACCAAAAUCGUGAGGAAGGACGCAACUCAACUCCCACGAAAAGAGCUCUCCCUGAGCUUGAAUCUGGUAGGCCGCAGGACAGAAUGAGCGCGAAGAGAUUGCAAGUUGAAAGUCGCGUCGCAGAGAGGAAGAAUCAAGAGUCAAAAGUACCAGAUUCCCCCGCCGCUUCGGUGAAUAACAGACACGAACUUGGUUCGCCGGCAGCUAGUGCUUUGCCUUCGUUUGGCAGCCACACGGUGUUUUCAUCGAAUACGUUAUCAAGCGAGAGAUCUCGAGAUGAAGCGGGGACGUCGUAUUCAGCGCAAUCUUCAUUCGAUAAUCGGCAAUUGUUUUCCAGUGCUUCAAGUCGUUCUGGAAGUGAAAGAGAAAACAAGUAUGCACGCCGAAUAAGAGAAAGCACUAGGCAAGAGCUACGUCAGGCAGACAAAAGACCACCUUCGCGUCUGGAACGAGAUAGUCAUUUUAGUCAAGAUAGUCAAGAUAGUGGAAGGGGAGAUGAUGAGCAAUGGCAAGAACAUGCUCAAGGAAGUGUUGGGACUGAAAGCAACAGCAGCGUUGAAUCGGGCCCCAACAGUGACGUUCUCAUUUCUGAUAGUGAGACCUCAAGCGGCGAAGAAACUGGAGCUAUUUCUGAACUCAUCGCUCACUUCGACGAUGUCACGCUGACUAACGAGAAUGGUCGGCUCCAAGUUGCCGUUCUCGGCGACAAUGCAUCCUUCAAGGGCGAUUCUGAGCUAUUCCGAGCGCUACGGGAUAUUCGCCGCCAACGGGGUGAGCCUGUCCCUGAUCAUCAAAGCGUACAAUCAUCACGAGGAGUUUCCGAUUACGGAAGUCCUGAUCCAACACUGGACCCCAUUGACGUGGAAACGAUGAUGAGCUACACGGAGUCCAUGUACUUGCCUGAUAUGAGGCCAGAUCUGCACAGUCACAUGCGUCACAGUGAAUCCAUCUACUCAGCGGACGACGUUUCGAUGUCUUCCAGGUCUCGAUAUGCUGCAUACCCGUAUAAUGGAAGGAGCUCGUAUUCCUACGCCUCCUCGGUCGAUUACAACGCAUCCACAAUGCAACCCAGGCUGCCACUACAUCGAGCAGACUCAAUGCUGUCAGGAAUCCGCAGUAUUGACUCGACUACUUCGGUUGCUGCCACUAGGGAUCUCGUUGACGAUGGAAUAGGCGACAUUCAGGAGAGCUCCUCCAACAUGGAUUCGGUUGCGACACAUGCUUCGCAGAAAGCCCGAGAAUUGCGAGCCCAGCUGGAUCAAGCACUGAAAACAUCGGCGGCCAUUCGUUCGACACAAGAACGUCUCGGAGCCGAGCUAUCGACAUUCAAGCGACGCCUUGACAAGCAACGUCAGGUAAACCAUAGUUUGAGUCCACGAUCGUCGAGAAUGGCCGGAAGUAGCCCCUCCUCGAGUGAUCGCCAAUUCCGUUCGUCCUAUGAACCGCAUAGUGAUUACAUGGCGAGUGAGGGCAGCAGCAGCCGCAACUACGAUCACUACAACAGGAUCAACCACCCCCACAAUAAUUAUGGAUCAUCUCAGCGAGGCCACUCCUCCGGCGAGUCACCCGAACGACGACGCAUGUCCGACUCGACAGCGCAAUUUGUGGCCCAAGCGGAUCAACGUCGGUCGAUGCAACAGCAACAACAACAACAGCAACAACAGCAACAGCAACAGCCACAAUAUCAGUUCAACUAUAUGCACCAUAAUAUGGAUCGAGGACGAGGACGCGACGUUAUUUCGUCCUCCUUUCGUUCGUCUCAUACACGAGAAGAAACCAUGUCCUACAAUCAGUCGUACAACCAGUCCUACUACGAUUCGUCUCGAGCCGGUGCCACGACCAUUACGAGCACUUUGGGAGGUGAAACGGACCGUGAACCAGCAGAUGACUACUAUUCGUCGUCCGAUGGCACCGCCUCGUCCGAGACAGAUGGCAGUGCCAGUGGUGAUGUUGUGCUCGAUGCCAUUCAGCAACAAGAAGCCGCGGAGGAACGUCGUCGACGCUUGAAACUACAAAGCUUUGCGCGAGCGACCUACAAUCGAAUUGAAGAGGAAGCGAUUGUGGAUUUGACCCAGACCCGGUCUUCCGACGAAAAGAAAACAGUUUCCACGAGAGGAAUUUUUUUUUAG